AUAGUAGAUCUGCCAUCGCCCUGCUGAAGCAACAAGCUGUACACACACACACACACACACACACACACACACACACACACACACACACACACACACACACACACACACACACACACACACACACACACACACACACACACACACAGGAUGAGGAAAUGAAGCAAGAGGAGUGACUUCACUCCUUUAUUGCUUUUGCAAAUAUCAGUGUGUUGAAGGCAGAGCCCUUUGCCCAGACAUAUCAGCGUGGCCUGGCCUGCAUCCGUAUCAGCUGAUGGUGAGUUAAUCACUCUGUCAACUUUAAUGUCUAUUCUUCUAUUUAAAGAACAACAGUCCACAGGUGGUGUUGCUGCUGUUUCUGUGCUUCAGUGUGAUUCAUGAAAGUCAGGAAAUGAAAGCUUCUGCUCGUGUUCAGAGCUGAUCCACUUCUCUGUAGUGGUUGUUGCUCGCUCCAGUUAAGCCAGUGAGACUUUGAUUGAGGCCACAGGUUGGUUAAUAUGUAACUCAGGAAAGGUGCAACCUUCAGCAGACGUUUGUUCAGCUCUGACUGUGGGACUGAUAGAGUAACCAGGAGCUCAGGAGUUUGUUUAUUAAACUGUCAGGACAGGGUAACUGGAGUUUGUGGAUGUUUUAAGUCACUUUUAUGAGGUUUAUUGAUCAGCUGUGACUGUGACAGCGCUGUAAUGGUGAGUGUUGUUCUUGUUUCACAUUUAAACCAGCUUUUACCUGUAAUAAUGUUAUUAUUCAUAAAGAUAUGAUUGAUAAUCUGCCUGUUUUAUCAUCUAUAGUGACUCUGUUCAGGUGUGUCCGUGUGUUUUUAUCAGGUUUACUCUGUGAACUUUGUUUAGAGAGGCUUUCAUGUGACUCUCACUCCGGCCUGGUCUGACUGCUGAUAAAGCGUUGCUUUUCCUGUUAACUUUACAGGAAGUGAGGUCGACACUGAAGGCUGUGACAGUAGAUAGAGAAGUUACCGUGCCUGAAUUUCACUUUUUAAAGUUAACCAUGUCCACCAUGUACCACAAUGUGGUGUAUGUAACAGUGAAUAAGGUCACAUAUGUACAGUGUUUUUUUCUUUUACUAUCUAUCUAUCUAUCUAUCUAUCUAUCUAUCUAUCUAUCUAUCUAUCUAUCUAUCUAUGUAUGUAUGUAUGUAUGUAUGUAUGUAUGUAUGUAUGUAUGUAUGUAUGUAUGUAUGUAUCUAUCUAUCUAUCUAUCUAUCUAUCUAUCUAUCUAUCUAUCUAUCUAUCUAUCUAUCUAUCUAUCUAUCUAUCUAUCUAUCUAUCUAUCUAUCUAUCUAUCUAUCUAUCUAGCUAUUAUUUUUUUGAACAUGUUUUUGUGUUUUGGGGAAAUCUUCGCCCUUCCUUGUAAAAGGUUUUUGCUUUUGUGAGAUAUCUUGUGUUUCCUAAAAUCUGGGGGGGAUUUCUUGGCUUGUGUGUGUGUGUAUGGGAAAUUUUUUUGCAAAUGAGUUUUAUAUUUUUGUAAAAAUUAUGUGAUGCUGGUUUUAUACACACACACACAUAUAUAUACAUAUAUGUGUGUGUGUGUGUGUGUGUGUAUUUUACAAGGCCUUCUGUGAAACAUUAUUGUAUGUUGCAAUAUAUUUAUUAUUUUUGUGAGGAAUUUUUAACAAAAAAAAUGUUUUUAAAGCAUUUUUAAAUAGCUGAAUGUUGCUACCUUCAUUUGACAACUCCACUUUUUUUAUGGCAUUUUUCUUUUAUCUGGAUCUUCUCCUCAUAUUUGUUGGCGUUAAUAAGUACAGCAUUUUACCCUAAUUUGACUAACUUUACUGUGACCUUCUAGAUAUGCGAUUGAUAUAUAUAUAUUGAUAUUCUUGAAUUCAAUUGUUAAUAAAUUUUAUGUAAUCAUCACAAAAAGAAAAACAGUAAAAAAAUAAACCUCAUCUCCUCAUCUUCAUUCAUCUCUGACUUCUUUCUGUCUUCACCUCGUCUCCUCAGGCUGACCCAUACCCUCAGACGCCGGCCUCUGGCUCGGCGAAUAAAAUGGACCAAGUCCAAAGUCAGGUGAAUGAGGUGAAAGUCAUCCUGAAAGACAACAUCACUAAAGUUCUGGAGAGAGGAGACCGACUAGAUGACCUGAUCGGCAAGACAGAUGACCUGCAGGCUUCAGUGAGUAUCAGGACUUCAUUUACAGUCAGAUUUACAUUCAUAUUCAAAGCUGUUAUUAUACCAUAAUGAGUGUACUUAAAUUAGAGUACCAUGUAUUUACUAUAGUUGACUUCUUCUUAUCAGGGUCAGAUUGUAAAUCAUACAGGUAGUGUACCGGUACAGGUUCUCUUAGGAUGCUUGCCAUAUUUGCUUCAGUGUUUUUCCACCUCUGCAUCUGUCUGCUCACCCCUCCCAUGAACAGCAGGCAGCCUAUCAGAGCUUACUGCAGUGAUGAUAAAGUCAUAAAGUGAGAGGCUGCAGAUCCUCCACAGAAGAUACAUUUCCUGAUUUCCUGACACCUUCAUGUCACCCCCCCCCCCCCCCCUUUUUUUUUUAUCGACAUCGUUGGUAGAUUGCGUCUGUCCCCGUGUCCAUUGUAGUCAAUAUCCUUUACCUUUCCUCAUCGAGGGCAGAGAGGAAGAUCAACAUCCUAACCUCCACUGUUCAACCAAGAACCAGAAAUAAAAAAUAAAAAAAACUAGGAAACCACCAAACGAAAAUAUUUACAAAUGUGCUGAGGGUAACAAAAAAAAAAAAGGAAAAUAUAACCGAUGGAGAGAGGAGUGCCUAACUCAGAAUUUCUGUAAAAGCGCUCUACGUUAGAGCAGGGGAGCCAGCUGGAUCAUACAAAAUCUGCUCUUAAUGGGGUGAUAUGUGUUAUCCAUUUGUUCCAAAUUUGAUAAAAUUUAUCCUCCUGUGUUCUUAUCUGGUAAGUGAGCUUUUUCAUUCUAAAGAUCUCCAAGACUAUCCCAUGCCAGUCUCCCAGCUUGGGCGGGAUCAGUUUAACCAUCUUCUAGUGAUCGAUUUUUUGGUGGCUACCAAUAAUACCUGUAUCAGUUUUGUAUCUCUCGACUGGCUCAGGCAUUCGACCCCUCCUAGAAACAAGGUAGCGAAAUCAGAGGGUAUUUGAGUAUUGAACACUGAGCAUAGUGAUCUGUGGAUACUUCCCCAGAAAACUGUUAAUUUAGGGCAUUCCCAGAAAAUAUGAAAGUGACCAGCUCUUUCCAAACCACAUUGUCUCAAACAUGGCCUAUUAUCCCCUCUAUAUCGUUCCUGGUACAGAGUUUUAAAGUAUCUGAUAAUAUUCUUCCACCAAUGUUCUCUCCAGUCCAUGGAGCCUGUAGAGGUCGACUGGAAUUCCCAGAUCCCCUUCCACAUCUCUUCCGAAAUCACUAUCCCAGCAUCCCUUUCCCAUCUUUCCUUAAUGAAUAGUGUUGAUCCAUUCCCAGCCUAAAAAAAGAGCAUUGUACAAUGCUGAAAUAGAUUUUCUUGGUGUUGAAGUUUGGGCUGAUUUAAAUCUUCGAUAAAACUCAGAUUCGGCUACUGUCAAGUCUCUUUAGUUACACUUUUGAUUAAUAAAGUGCCUCACUUGAAGGCAUCUGAAAAAAUCAGUCCUCCCCAGGCCACAUUUUUCCUGUAAUGACUGAAAACUCAGAAUUUCAUUCCUAUCUAUGCAUGUACAUUUACUGAUUUCCAUUCAGUUUCUUUGCUGCUGAUCAAAAAGCACUAGUACACUUGAGAAUAAAAGCACACUGGACAAAGACAGACAAAUAUUAAAAUAAAAGCAUGACAAACAGUCUUCUUUAUAAUCUUUUCCUUUGAGGGUUUGGUCACAGUGCAGGCAAUGUGAAUUAGCCAAAAUUUCAACAUCAUUAAAAAUGAAUGAAGUAAUGUGUUGCUUCACUCCUGCCUUGCCUUUCAUCAGUUUGACUGUGUUGUUACAUUUCCAAAUUUUCCACAGUGAUCAUGAGAUGAAACUCUGUUGUUGUCAACGCCAUAACAUUAAAUUAAACAUGUUGAAACAGCUAAAAAUAUCAUUAUAUGGAACCUUAAUAAGAUCUGCUGCUAAUUUUUUGGUAACUGGCGACUACAGCACAUCUUAGAGAUCUAGUGGAGUCCAGUUUUCUUCAGGUCUGAGCUGAUCUAACAAGUUAGAGCAGAGGUUCUCCUGGUGAGCUUGCCAUCUUUGGUUAGGUUUGGUUCCACCUCUGCAGCCUUAUCCAUUCGGACACAGUCAGUCGAUCAGAACAGGGCUCAUUAUUACAGCAUCUGCAGCGAUGAUGAGGUUAGGAACUGAGAGGCUGCAGCACCUUCAGAGGCUGAAUUUGUGACGUUAUGGUUGAUGGGUUUAAAAUAAUGCUUUGUUCCUCCAGAAAUAGAUGUGCAGUCGUUGGAGGUUUUUGAUUUUCUUUUUCGUCAUUUCUCCAGGCUGAUUCGUUUCAGAGAACAUCCCAGCGAGUCGCUCGGAAAUACUGGUGGAAAAACAUCAAAAUGAUGAUAAUCAUCGGCGUGGUUGUUCUGAUCAUCAUCAUCCUGAUCAUCCUCGCUGCCACAAACGUUAUUUAAAUUAUCAAUACUUAAUCUUCUCCCGACUCAGGACUAAAAGUGAUAAUCUUCAAACAGGUUUCAUUUACCUCAUAAUUUCAACAGAUGUGUCACAUUUCUAGACAGAAAUGUGUAAAUUUUGAUACACAUGAUUUUAUAACUGAUGCUGGUUAUUAAUUGAUGUUUUUUUUUUUUUGUCUCUGAAGAGAUCUAAAAUUGUCAAACGUGACUGAAAUGCUUCUUUAAACACUCCAACAGUCAUUAUAACGUGACCACUCUUUAACAUUUAACAAAAUAUCACAAACUCAGAAAGUGUUUCAUUGUUUUUAUUGUUGCAUUUCAUAGAUUUUAAUUACCUGUGUAUAUACUGAAUGUCGUCAACCUCUGUAAUAACACAUGUAUUAUAAGACUGAUGGUUAUAAUAAGGAGGAUAAACUGCAACAGAGCAUUUUUUUCUACCACAUGACUGUAUAUAUGUGUGAUUUUUUUUUUUCAAACCAAUCUACUGUUUUUCCGUCAUGAAAUAAACGAAGCGAUUCACAAGAAGCAGAAGAGAACAAUAAAUACAAAAACAGGGAGGGGUGAGAAGAACGCAAACAGCUGGGAUCUAAAGAAAGGCAAAAAACACCAAAAAAUCCCCAAAGGUUUAAAGAUACAACAAAUACUCCGGUAAGUUUAGAGGACAAUGUUUUGUAGGUCAAAGUGCUCCUGGUUUUUUUUCUUACAAUCAGCUUUUGCUGGAUAGCAUCAUCUCUGGGGCCAACGCCGCCUUUCAUCACUCUGACACCUGUGGAAAACAAACAGAGACUAAUCAAUCCAAGAGGACAGAGAGAGAAAGAGUUCAUAAAAUAAAAAAUAAAGGAAUCCCCCGUGUUUAUUAUGUCCAAUGUCAAAGAAAAAGCAACUGAGAACAAUUAUUUUACAGUUAAAAAAAUUAGUUAGUCCAUAAGCUAGAAAUCCUGAGGUGCAACAAAUGGAAGAAGUCAAAAUACUAAAUGGAAGAAACCUUCGAUCGGUCAAAAAAUACACAUUAAAGAAAGCAUUACAUGUACGGUUCUGCAAAUGUAGCCACACUUUGAUUCUGCUUUGUUUUACAUAAAAAAGGUUAUGAGAAGAAAAUUUGUUACAAGAAAAUUAACAAAAGAGGAGUCUCUUCCAUCGCUGUCAGUAACACAAACAAGAGCAAUACAAGUACACAACGUAAAAGCACUUUAUCCCCCAACACAGUAGCAUCCAGGUUUUAGCUCAUGGACUACUGGCUACAAGAGCUAAAUAAAGAAACAAGCAUUUAAGAUUAAGAUUAGGAGUGCAUAAGAUUAACAACUGGAAAGUCCAGAGAAAGCUGUACGUAUCCUUUGAAAAGCAAAUAGUUAAUUUUAUUCAUUGUAUUUACAGAUUACUUGUGGGGGAGUAAGGGCCUGUAAAAAAUGACAAUUACAUGUGUAUAGUUUACGUUUACAUUACAAACAGUUGCAAACAACUUAAAAUGGAAAGAAAGAUGACAAAGCUGGACGUGUCCCAUAUUGUUUUUAGAUUAGAAAUGCUGAUACAGGAUGUUGUAAGACCAUACCAAAUGGCAGCAUUCGAGAGCGUAUGCUUCUCGUACCCGGUCCGCAUUGAGCGGGCCCUGAGAGUAUCUGGGAGUCAGCUCAUGGCCUGCAAGGAAGCUCCGCUGGCAGGUACAAACAAGGUAUGUCAGAGUUAGGAGACAACAUACUUCCUUUUCUGUUUCCUUGCACAUCCUUAACUUUGGUAGUAGCAGUACUUUACCUGUUAACUUUACACUUAAAAAAAAAAAAAAGAAAAGAAGGUGCAAAAGAGGCAGCAGAAGGCCGGCUGUUAAAAUAAAUCGCCACAAAGAGUGUAGCCUCUAUGUUACCACUACUGUAAAGAAAUUUACAAGAAUUACACAUUAAGUUACCAAAACAGCAAAGUAAAUAAAACUACUUUAAGUUUACAGUAA
Xyrichtys novacula (pearly razorfish) is the source of this 6449-nucleotide messenger RNA. The record is from the annotation of a GenBank genome assembly. Lineage: Eukaryota; Metazoa; Chordata; Actinopteri; Labriformes; Labridae.